AUGAUUGAUGUACCGUUGAAGAUUGUUUAUUAUGUUCUUGAUCAUUUUAAUUUUGAAACUUUGAAGGUGGAGUUUGAAGAUUGUGAAGUUAGUGUUGAUAGUAAGUCUGUUCAUGAGAUGUUAGGAUUACCAUCUGGUGGCUCAUUACUUUCAAACAUGGAUUACAUUUCCGAGAAUAAUGAAGAGAGUUAGAAGAUAAGGUUUCUUGAGGAUAUUUUACAAGAGAAUGGAGGAUUUGGAUGUGGAGAUGUUAAUGAACCAUAUGUUGAAGAAGAAUGCCAAGCAUCUGAGUAUAAUGAGGAAGAAUGUGGUGGUGAUGAGGAUGAAUCUGAUGGUGAUGAGGAUUUAUGUGAUGAGGAUGAAAAAGAUUUUGAUGUUAAUAAAGUUAGUGUUGUAGAGAUAGAUGAGGGAGUGCUGAAAUUUCCUCAAAUUCAAAAUCUGAAAAAUUGGAAAUUAUUAUGUCCUGAUGAAGAUUUAAGCACAGAAAGUUUUGAUUUCCAUUAUGUUUCACAACAAAGUAAAGAACCGAUAUUGACACCUGAUUUUGUUCAACUUAAUGAUGAAGAUUAUGGGAAUGUUUUUCUGAAUGAUGAUGAAAAUGUUGAAGAUGAUGAUCAAGGGAAAUGUUCUGGUGGUCAAGGCGUGGAAGUGGUCCAUAUGAGGGCAAUGUUGAAAGAUGAUGAAGAUGAUGAACAAGGAAAUCGAAGUGGAUUCAAUGAAGAAGAGGCCAUGAAUUUAAAUUCUAUUGUUGAAAAUUUUACUAAGAGUGUGGGUCUAAUUGAUAGCCAGGAAGGUGUAACUUUUAGUCAAUUCAUAUGUGAUCCAAUUGUUGAAAGUUUUCUUAAAACUUUGGAUCAAGGUACUAAAAAAUUGGUUGAUGGUUGUAUAAAUCAGAAACGAGUUGAAGAUGAUGUGAAUGAGAAUUUGACUGGUUUUGAGAAAAAUGAAUUGAUGAUAUUUGCCGCUAGGGUUUCUCAGCGGCGGUGGCAUUUACGGCUAGGGUUUCUCGGAGUUAACGGCACGAAGUUCACGGCCCACGGACGUUUACGGCUCAGCGACAUCGAACAGUCUUGGUCAGCUCAAACUUCGCAGCAUCUUAUUAAAAAAAGAAUUUGGAGCUGCCAGGAAUCAAACCCGGACCACUCCCCUCCUCAAACCAACGUCUUACCAUCUGAUCUAGCUUGCUAG
Lactuca saligna is the source of this 1188-nucleotide messenger RNA. The record is from the annotation of a GenBank genome assembly. NCBI's taxonomy places the organism in Eukaryota, Viridiplantae, Streptophyta, Magnoliopsida, Asterales, Asteraceae.